GGUCCCGGUGCCAGCGCUCAGACGCCUUUUCAUGUUUUUGCGCUCUGCUCUGCAGGUGGACGCUGACAGGCCGGAGGAGAGCCGGCUGAUAGAGAUUGAUGAGUCUCAGCGCAGCGAGCACACAGUCUUCAUCACGCCUCCAGAGCUGCCCCCCCUGCCUGAGGGGGAGGAACAUCCACUCUGCUACAGGUACGAUGGCUUCCCAGUGUUAACUCUUGACCUGUUUGACCCUGUGGAGGGCCUGCGGACCCCCUCCUCCCGCCUCACUGCCAAGCAAAGCUGUCCCACUAGCCCUGCCCCCAUGUUCAGACGCACCAAGCAGGAGAUCAAAACAGCCCAGAAGAUAGCCAAAAAGUACUCGUCCAUCCCUCAGCUGUGGUCCAAGUGCCUGCUCCGUCACUGCUACGGCCUGUGGUUCAUCUGCCUGCCAGCGUACGUCAAGGUGUGCCACUCCAAGGUUCGGGCGCUGCGCACGGCCUACGACGUCCUCAGGAAGAUGCAGGCUAAGAAACUGCAGCCACCUGAUGAGGUCUGUUACCGGGUGCUGAUGCAGCUGUGUGGACAGUACGGCCAACCUGUCCUGGCAGUCAGGGUCCUCUUUGAGAUGAAGAAGGCCGGAGUCCACCCCAACGCAAUCACCUAUGGCUACUACAACAAG
Messenger RNA from Notothenia coriiceps (black rockcod), 658 nucleotides. Its product is annotated as C-myc promoter-binding protein-like. Gene Ontology annotation, biological process: regulation of Rab protein signal transduction. The record is from RefSeq and is a predicted model, not a curated record. Gene Ontology annotation, molecular function: protein binding. NCBI's taxonomy places the organism in Eukaryota, Metazoa, Chordata, Actinopteri, Perciformes, Nototheniidae. The annotation marks the transcript as partial. Gene Ontology annotation, cellular component: cytoplasmic vesicle. The transcript is spliced from 4 exons.